Molecule: messenger RNA, 4983 nt
Organism: Selaginella moellendorffii
Lineage: Eukaryota; Viridiplantae; Streptophyta; Lycopodiopsida; Selaginellales; Selaginellaceae
Product: ABC transporter G family member 31-like
Exons: 11
Coding region: 348-4799 (1483 amino acids)
Cellular component (GO): membrane
Molecular function (GO): ATP binding; ABC-type transporter activity; ATP hydrolysis activity
Source: RefSeq, a predicted model, not a curated record
GACGACAAUUUUUUUCUUUUCUUUUUUCAGCUUUCGUGCGAAACUUCGGAGGAAAAAAUUAAGAUCGAUGGUGGCGGCUUGCUUGGAUAAUUGCGAGCGUCGUGGACUAACAUAUGGGAAGAAAUACUAUAAAAUUUCUAGAGAUAUGGGAGCUAUAUGGAGGUGUUUGAGUUUGACUAGGAUCUCUCUCCAGAGAGAUAGGGCUUUUACGAAUUUCAACGCAGUGACGUUUUUUGGAAAUCUGGGCCAGGUAGAGCUUCUUCCAGUGAUCUCUGCGCUUCUUUCUCCUUGAUCUAGGAAAUUUGGAGAAUUUCUGUGAGAAUACAGCUCCCGAUCGUCGAUCGGGGAUGGCUGCCACCGCGGAUGAUGGCGCCGAUGAUCGCCGCCACGAAAUGGAGGCCGCGAGAGUCUCCAAUUCCUCGUCCCUCCGCGAGCUCGUCGUCGAUGAGGAGCUGCCAAGGGCUGUGAGCCUCAGCAUUGCGAGAUCGAGCUCGCUCAAGAGCGAUCUGGAGCAGUACCACGCUGCGACGGAUCCAUAUGACCUGGUGAUAAGAUUCAAGGGUGUCACUGUGACCGUGAACAGUCCUCAGCAGCAAGCGCAGAGCUAUGAAACGUUUGGAAGGAAGAUUGUGGGCUGCUUUCUCGGUCCUCUAAAGCUUCUCGCGAAGAAAAGAGAUCAACCGAGCAGUGUCAAGGUACUUGACGACGUGAGUGGCUACGUUAUGCCUGGCUCCAUGACUCUAGUGAUCGGUCCGGCAGGAAGUGGAAAGACUGCUCUUUUGAAGGUCCUUGCCGGACACUUUCAUCCCAGCAAGCUCGUAAAGUUUGAAGGCCAGGUCUUAUACAACGACUCCGUAUUGACGCCAGAUCUCGAGACCAAGCGUCCGAUUGCUUAUGCUACAGGCCUUCACAACGUCCACUUGCCGGUGCUUACCAUUCGAGAAACUCUCGAGUUUGCCGAGAAAUGCACGCGACGGCUUCGACCGCAGGAACUCACGGCCCAAAUGAUCAGGUGCUUUGCUCCGGACUUGGCAGACAGCGACAAUCCAUUCCUGGAAUAUGUUCUACAGACUUUCGGCUUAAAGCAAAUCGAGCAUUUGGUGGUCGGGCCUCUCCUGAAGGAAUCAGCGAAAGCCAGGCUUACGACAGCAGAGAUCGCGAUGCGGACUUUUUCAGUCUUUCUAUACGAUCAGCCAGCAACGGCAGAGGACUCGUUACGCCUUUAUGACAGGCUUCAUAAUCUCUUAGACACAGUGAUUCGUGUUCAAGAAUGCGCUCUAGUAACUUGCAUGGCUCAGGUAGCUCCGGAAGUUUUCGAGCUUUUUGACAGGAUCAUUAUCUUGUCCGAGGGCCAGAUGAUCUACCAAGGUCCUCGACACAGUGUGGAAAACUACUUCUUCAAGCUUGGAUAUAAAAAACCUAGCUAUGUCGAUCCUGCUGUGUUCCUUCAAGAUAUUUCUGCGGGGUCUGGAGCUGGAUACCUGAUGCCUGGUUUUACAAAACUGGGAAUUCCGGAGCUUGUUGUAUCUUAUAAAGCAUCCGACCAUUUCAAAGACGUCACGCGUAUCGUUUCCAGCAAAGACGUGACUCACACUUACAUGGCCGAGACUAUCUCCGAUAUUGAGAUCUCCAUCCAGCAUGACACUCUGAAUGGCCCGGGUGUUUACGUGACAAAUGUCUCCGAGGCCGGAGAGAUCAUAACCAAUGGAGCGGUUCGAGUGGGAGACGAAAUCACUGCUGUUGUGCUGCCUGACGGUAGUACUCACUACGUUAGAGGUGGCUCUCCAGCCGAACAGGCGGCUCAAGCUUGUAAAGUUGCCGACUUGCUAAACUCGAGAGAAGGAUCACUUCACGUGCAACUGGAGCGUAAAAUGCAAGAGAAAGAAACCGGUGCGUGCUACAAAAAGCGGUUUGGAUUUGUCAACGUGAAGGACUGGCUAUGGUCUACGCAAUGCCUUGUGAAGCGUCAAUUUACAUUUGCGAUUCGUUUCAAAAUCCUGAUCAUACUUCGGCUGUUCCAGAUUACUGUUCUUGGACUCUUUGCUGGUUCUUUCUUCUACAAGAAAGGCGGCAAGAUCGAUCAAUAUGAGAUGAUUGCGCUACGAACCCUUGGCUUCGUCUCGAUGAUGGUCUUGAUGCUUAUAAACCUCACACAACUCCCAAUCCACCUCUUGAUUCAUCGGCCGGUUUUCCAAAAGCACCGCGAGCUGCAUUUCUUCCCAGUUUCUUCAUACGUCGUGGCUCAAGGCCUCGUGAGUCUCCCGCAAUCACUUCUCGAGGCAAUAAUCUAUAGCAUGUGUACGUACUUCCUCGCGGGCCUCUCACUGGAAAAUGCUGCGCACUACUUCCAGUAUUUGGCGCUGAUCUUUGUGAUAGGAUACAUGGGAUCGUCGUUCGUGUUUCUCGUCGGCGGAUUCGCUCCGCUGCUGGAGAAUGCCGCAGCUUUGGCAGGACUUUUCAUCCUCGUGUGUCUUCUCUUCUCUGGCGUGAUUUUGCUACCCAGUGUGACACCCGCUUACUGGAAAUGGAUGCUCUACAUCGUUCCAACGCGCUGGGGCAACAUCAUCUACUCCUCGACUCAGAUGAAGACCCGGUACGACCAGCCAUGCACGAGCCAUCUCAACUUCCAGUUCUGUUUGGUAAACCCAAGGCUCACGCUCGGCCGGGCCUUUAUCAAGUUCUAUGACUUGGAAGCCUCCGGGGGAAGGCUGGUGCUCGCGUACGCAGCAAUCGUCAUCUUCAUCCUCGCUCUCAACUUCCUCGCAUACCUGGCGUACAAAAAGUCCCGCUUGCCGGAGCUGGCGCCAUCUCCUGUCAGGAAAGGUCAGCUUCAUCCAGUUGCCGACGAAGAAGCUGUAAAACCAGAUCCGGAGGAGCUGAGCAGAGUAGAGGACGGUAGCCUCCGCGACGGUCCCGGUCAAGAAGAAGCAGCCAAGUGGAUGGAACUCCAUCUUCCUGUGAGGCCUCUAGUUCUCACGUUCUUCGACAUCACUCUUCCGACAGGGCACCUGAGCCUGAUCUCCGGCUAUGUCAAGCCAGGCCAGAUGCUAGCUCUCGUCGGAAGCACUCGCGCAGGAAAGUCGACACUCCUCAAGUGCCUGGCCGGCAGGAUGCCCUCGGAAGGCGAGGUACUCGUCAAUGGUGUCCGGCUGAAGAAGACGUGCUUCCACCGCAUCUCUGGCUUUGCCGAGAACGUCGAGAUGCACCAGCCGUAUCUCACAGUCCGAGAGUCUCUCGAGUUCAGCGCCAACCUCCGGCUCAGGCGUCACAUAAGCUCCGCCGACAAGGCUCGUCACGUCGAUCUCAUACUCGAGCUCACAGGCCUCUCCCACGUAAGCAACAAGCUAGUCGGGGUGUUCCAGCAGAUGAACAAGCGACCGCGGGAGAUCACCAAGAAGCUCACCAUAGCCAUCGAGCUGGCAGCAAAUCCCAGCAUCCUGUUUCUCGACGAUCCAACUUCGCAGCUGGACGGAGCCAGCGCGAGAAACGUUCUGCACCUCUUGCAAACGGUGGCCAUGAACGGACGCACGCUGCUCGUCACCUUGCACCAUCCCAGCGCCGAGACACUAGGCCUCUUCCACAGCGUGCUGGUCUUGCGGGAGGGGAAGCAAGUCUACUUCGGACCACCCGGUACCAACGGCAGCCAGCUCCUCGACUAUUUCACGGCCAUUCCAGGCGUGCCACCUUACGACCCGCGGCGGAGCCCGAUGGUGUUCCUGCUGGACAUCCUGGGUGGCGGAACCACGAAGCGGGAGCCCGCGGCGGACUUCGUCUCCGCAUAUCAUAACAGCCCACUGCAGCUCGCAAACGCGGCCGAGCUCCAGUCCCUGCGUGACCAGAAAGACGACGGCCUCCACCAUCUCAACUCCCGCUACAUCGCCCCCUACAAGACGCAGUUCGCUAUGGUGUUCCUCCGCAACGCCAGGUUCCUGUGGCGCAACGUCCGCUACACUUUCAACCGGCUCACGGGCAUUGUCAUCAUCGCGCUCGUCAUCGGCACACUCUUCCUCAACAUCGACGUCGAGCGGUCCACCUCCAUGCAGUCGGCGUCGCUCAUCAUGUACAUCGAGGCCAUCCUCAUCUGCGCCACCACCGCCAACAAUCUCAUCCCGCAGCUCGGCACCGACAGGCAGGUCUACGUCCGCGAGAGCCGAGCUCGCAUGUACACCUCGCUGCUCUACCCGCUGUCCUGGCUCGUCUCGGAGAUCCCAUACAUCCUCCUGGGAACGUUCGUCUUCGUCGGGAUAGCAAACGGGAUGGCCGGCGUCGGAGUCGACACCUUCACGAUGUUCCUCAAGUACUGGACGUGCCUCUUCCUCUUCACCAUGGUGGUGGUGUGCUACGGCGUCUUCCUGGCCUGCGCAGCUCCGAUCCCGACCAUAGCCGUCACCUUCUCCUCCAUCAUCAUGUCCAUGUGGAUCUCCUCGUCCGGCGUCUCGGUUCCCAGGAACAGGAUCCGCUUCUACAAGUGGCUCUACUGGAUGAACCCGUUCCAGUACACGAUCAACAUCCUCACCCCGACCUCCUUCUACUGCGACACUGGGACCCCGGCCUGCUUGAGCUGCGUCAUCCGCCAGCCGUGCCCCGGCUGCCACUGCAAGAGGCUUCACGACGUCGAGCAGCUCCUGACCCGGACCAACACCACCCGGCCUGCGUUCGUGUGGGAUAGACUGCUGGCUACCAGACCCAUCGAGAUGAGCCGCAACCACUGGGACUAUCUGGCGCUGUGUGGGAUGGCGCUCUUCUUCGCGGCGCUGGCGGUCACGUCUUUCAAGUUUCUCAAACACAACAGAGCUUGAGGUUCUCGCUUCCUUCAGCGUUAUGCUUUUCCAAGAUGAUUUCCACCAGGAGAAUGUAACUUAGUGGCCUUUGCUGGGACUAAAGGCGCCAGCGACGAACAGCAAGUUCCUCCUAGAAAACUACAGUGGAAAAUAACGGUGUAAAUCAGCGUGUAACUACAAAGAAAAAGCGUGUUGUUACUCA